AUGCUUCUAGAACAUGCUUUGCUCUACAUUGCCGUACCAAUCAUCAGUUUCAGUCUUUUGGUAUACAUUUUCUACAUUUUGAAGCGAAGACAUCGAAGUUCAAUGAAUGUCGGAUAUCCUUACCCACCACAACAGCAAGAACCCGACCUCUCCCGGUAUUAUAACAUGCACUAUCUGGAUGAAUGCUACCCACCAAACUUCAUUGUUCCACCAACGGAACCACCACCACCGUAUCCAGGAUUGGAGAAAGGUCCACCACCACUUGACCCUAUCACCUACCAUCGCGAUGACGUGAUUUGCUAG
Caenorhabditis briggsae is the source of this 303-nucleotide messenger RNA. The record is from RefSeq and is a predicted model, not a curated record. The transcript is spliced from 2 exons. NCBI's taxonomy places the organism in Eukaryota, Metazoa, Nematoda, Chromadorea, Rhabditida, Rhabditidae. The coding region runs from base 1 to 303 and encodes 100 amino acids.